AUGCCAUGUAGAUAUACCGAGGCACACGAACAAGACCGAGUCUUACCGAUAACACCCGAAAAUCAAAUUGUUGUGCAGCACGAUGGACAUUCUCACGAGCAAACCCGGAAUAAUCAACACACUCCUUUUAUCAAUAAACGGGUGAUUAAUAAAAACGAAAAAAAACAUGGCUGGUCACAAGAAGAAUUAGAAACUAGCUAUUGGAUCAAUGAUGCUGAAAAAACACUGAAAAAAAAAUUGGAAAAUAAAAUAAAUACAAAUAAAGCAAAAAAUAUAAUAUUUUAUCUUGGUGAUGGAAUGUCUAUUCCAACAUUAACGGCUGCUCGGAUUUAUCAAGGUCAACUCGAAGGAAAAUCAGGCGAAGAAGGUCAAUUAUUUUGGGAGCAAUUUCCAUACUCUGGUCUAUCAAAAACAUGGUGUUUGGAUAAACAAGUUGCAGAUUCAGCUUGUACAAGUACUGCAUACAUGUGUGGUGUUAAAACAAAGUAUGCAACACUUGGUAUCAAUGGACAUGUUGAAUUUGGAGUAUGUUCAACUCAACUAAACAAAACGAACCACGUUAAUUCAAUAUUAAAAUUAGCCCAAGAUCAGGGUAGGUCUGCCGGAAUUGUAACAACAAUGAGAGUAACUCAUGCAUCACCAGCUGGAGCUUAUGCUCACAGUGCUCAUCGUGAUUGGGAAAGUGAUCAUGACAUUAAAAAAUAUCUCAAGGAAAAUUAUACACAAGAAUGCAUGGACAUUGCAACUCAAUUAAUAACACAAGAUCCAGGCAAUAAAUUCAGUGUUAUAAUGGGUGGUGGACGACAAAAAUUUCUACCAAAUGGUACAAUGGAUGAAGAAAAUCGUGAAGGUCAACGACAAGAUAAUAUUAAUUUAAUUAAAGAAUGGAAAAAAGAUAAAGCUAAUCGAGGUUUAAAUUAUCUUUAUGGCUGGAAUAAAGCAAUGAUUGAUGAAAUAAAUCGACACCCAGAAAGAUAUGAUUCUGUCUUGGGACUUUUUGAGUCAACAAACAUGAAAUUUCACUUGGAAGCAUCACCUAAUACUGAGCCAACUCUGACUGAAAUGACCGAGGCUGCUAUUAAAAUUUUAAGCAAAAAUAAAGAAGGAUUUGUUCUUUUUGUUGAAGGUGGACUUAUUGAUCACGCUCAUCAUUCUAAUUAUGCAACAAUUGCACUUGAUGAAACAGUCGAGUUUGCAAAAGCUGUUAAAGCUGGAUAUGAAGCAACAUCUCAAGAUGACACACUGAUUGUUGUAACAGCUGAUCAUUCACAUACAAUGUCUAUUGCUGGUUAUCCAAAACGUGGAAAUAAAAUACAAGGAAUCAAUUUCAAUGAAGAUGGUCUUCCCUACUCGACACUCAACUAUGCAAUUGGACCAGGAUACAAACAAUCAAACGAACACAUCACACAAAAUGAGACAGAUAAUAUUCGCUUCAAGUUUCCUUCGUUGAUUAAACGUAAAGAAGGGACUCACGGUGGUGAUGAUGUUGCUAUUUUUUCAAGUGGACCCUGGGCUCAUCUUUUCACUGGAAGUAUUGAACAGAGCUUGAUUCCUCAUCUACUUGCUCAUGCUGCAUGUUUGACACCUGAUUCACACUGCUCUAAUAUUUCAACUUGA
This is a messenger RNA of Aphidius gifuensis, 1617 nucleotides long. RefSeq names its product membrane-bound alkaline phosphatase-like. Gene Ontology annotation, biological process: dephosphorylation. The coding region runs from base 1 to 1617 and encodes 538 amino acids. The record is from RefSeq and is a predicted model, not a curated record. NCBI's taxonomy places the organism in Eukaryota, Metazoa, Arthropoda, Insecta, Hymenoptera, Braconidae. Gene Ontology annotation, molecular function: alkaline phosphatase activity. The transcript is spliced from 6 exons.